Molecule: messenger RNA, 1902 nt
Organism: Kogia breviceps (pygmy sperm whale)
Lineage: Eukaryota; Metazoa; Chordata; Mammalia; Artiodactyla; Physeteridae
Gene: SPIB
Product: Spi-B transcription factor
Biological process (GO): cell differentiation; regulation of transcription by RNA polymerase II
Cellular component (GO): nucleus
Molecular function (GO): sequence-specific DNA binding; DNA-binding transcription factor activity, RNA polymerase II-specific
Source: RefSeq, a predicted model, not a curated record
CCCUCCUUCACUUUUCCAGGGCCCCCCCAAAUCUGGCUCCUGUCCCAUCUGCACUCCUUAGGGUCAGUCCCCCCAUCCCAACCCUGGCGAUCCCCAAGCCCAGACCCUGGACCCACCCUCCCUGCCACGUGACCGAGGGGUUGUGCAAUCCAGCCCCCUCCCCUGACUCUCUCCCUGAGGGGAUUUUCGAGGAGGGCUGAGCUCACAGCCGCCGGCACCCCUGCCCCCCCCAGGGGGCUGGGCCAAGGUAUAAAUAGGGGUGGUGUCUGCAGGCUGCAGCAAGCCCAGCCCAGCACCACCAUGCUCACCCUAGAGGCUGCACAGCUUGACGGGCCACACUUCAGCUGCCUGUACCCAGAUGGAGUCUUCUAUGACCUGGACAGCUGUAAGCACUCCAGCUACCCCGACUCAGACGGGGCUCCUGAUCUAUGGAGCUACGGCCUCAGUCCAGCUGUCCCAGCCGCCUCCUAUGAAACCUUUGACCCGGCUGUGGCCACCUUCGGCCACACCCAGGGUGUCCAGCUCUGUUACGGACCCUCAACCUUCAGCCCUGUGGGGAGCCUGGACCCGGCCCCCAGCCUGGAGGCCCCGGGGCCUGGCUUCCCAGCGUACCCCACGGAGGACUUCACAAGCCAGACUCUGGGCCCGCUGGCGUACGCCCCAUACCCCAGCCCCGUGCUGUCAGAGGAAGAGGACCUCCUGCUGGACAGUCCCACCCUGGAGGUCUCGGACAGCGAGUCGGAUGAGGCCCUCCUGGCUGGCCCCGAGGGGAGGGGGUCUGAGGCAGGGGCCCGCAAGAAGCUGCGCCUGUACCAGUUCCUGCUGGGGCUGCUGACGCGCGGAGACAUGCGCGAGUGCGUGUGGUGGGUGGAGCCGGGCGCCGGGGUCUUCCAGUUCUCCUCGAAGCACAAGGAGCUCCUGGCGCGCCGCUGGGGCCAGCAGAAGGGGAACCGCAAACGCAUGACCUACCAGAAGCUGGCGCGCGCCCUGCGCAACUACGCCAAGACCGGUGAGAUCCGCAAGGUCAAGCGCAAGCUCACCUACCAGUUUGACAGUGCGCUGCUGCCCGCCGCCCGCCGGGCCUGAGCCCGGGGCGGCCUCUCGAGGCCUCUCAGGGGCUCCACGCCUGUGUCACGUGGGCGUCCCCACGCCCUAGGUCAUGGGACCCACGGAUCCCCCACCCUGGCUGCGGGGGCGGGGCGCUGCCUCCAUCCCUAAGCCCUGCCCAGGGUCCCUCUGGGCUCCCCCCAGUCAUGUCUGGGGCCUCUUUGGGAUUCCCUUGUCAUGUCCAGGAGCCCCAAGAUCUUCAUGUCUUGGGUUGAAGGACCCAGAGACGACUAUACUUAUGUGUCUGUGUGGAGGGGCGGGGCAGGGCAGUGCUUCCAGAAUCCCAAGAGCUUCUCUGGGAUCCACUUGUGAUGUCUGAGAUCCCUUGUGUGUCUGCGAUCUCUCAGUCUCAUCUAGGGGAGGGUGAGCCUACAGAUCAUCACACCAAGAGGGGGACUCUGCCAGCAACCCUAAGCCCUGUCCAGGGUCUUUCUGGGAUACCCUUGUCAAGUCUGAGUCCCUCCUGUCCCAUCUGAGAUCUCCUAGUUAUGUCUGGGUCCCUCUGGGAACCCUUUGCAUACAUGUCUCUGUGCCCAUCUGUGACUCUCAUUCUGUCUGUCCCCCCCAAAUCCCUUUGUCAUCUUUGAGAUCCCCUAAUUCUCUGGAACCACCCUGCUAUCACUUGUUUAUGUCCGGAAUUCUCCGAUCACCUCUGCGAUGCCCUUGUUUGUCUGGAAUCCUCCAAUCACGUCUUGAGGCCCCUCUGGGAUCCUCAUCUGGUAUGCCCUUUUGGGGACCCCGCCAGCAGCUCCGAGUUCUCCCGGGGACCCUCCGCCUCCUGUAAUGCCCUCCCUA